UCCAGUUCCUGCUCAUUUCACGAUUGUUUUAUUAUGCUCAGCAGAUUAAGUGGUCGGGCUCGUGAGUUGGCUGAUCAAGCCAUGGUAGAGCUUCGAGAUGCAUUAGAAGAUGAGGCUGAGGAAAGCGAAGGGGAGUCUCCUACUGCUCAAUCACCUUCCAGUCGAGUCGGUCCAUCGACACAGGAGCCCGCCAUUUGUGACGAAGAAUCCGUUCCAGCACUAGAGGCCGAUGAGGACCCCCCGCCUCCUCCUCCGCCACCGCCUCCGCCACCGCCUUCCCCUGGUGGUGCUAUUCAUGAUGAUGCAUAUACAGUGAUGCCUACAUCUGGUCAGUCUGGGUCUACUGCAAUCCAACUGGGUGGCGUUACGAGUUCGCAGUCAUCGUCCAGCGUGGAUGACCUUCUCGACGUUUUGUCAUCGGAUAGUUCGAAUGGUCGGGCUUCGAUCGCGCAGAUUAUCAAGCAGGCCACGGCAGCGAACAGAACCCUUACGGAUGUAUCAAAGAGUUUACCCCGGGACACAAUACCUUCCAAGGGCCCUCUAUUGGUAAGGCUGCAAACAACAGUGCGAGUGCUCAGCGAUAUGGUGGCCUCAGCAUCGACCGCGAGCGAGGCCUCAGUUCCUGAGCAGCAGCAGGAUCAGGCUAUUGCUGAGUUAAUGAGAGCAGUGGAGGAGGAGACAGAACGGCAUGAAAUUGAGAGAGCACGCAUGACCCAGGAGGUGAGUCGAACGAAUGCAGAGAAUGUUGAACUGAAACAACAGCUGGAAGAACUCCAUAAGGAACAUAUGAAAGCGAUUGAAGCCGCUGAGGAAAGAACCAAUAGUGCAGAGGAAGUCGCCGAGACUGCACAAGACGAUUUGGCGAAAUACAAGCUCAUGCUGGCUAAAGUCGUGGCUGAUCGUGCUGAGCUCUCUGAGAAGCUAGAUGACGAGGAUAGAGUUGAUGCUGGUAUAUUACGGCAGAUGCUGGUUCGUGUUGCUGCGAAUAUCGAUAAUUCAGCUGUUCGGACAGAUGCAUUGUCGGUGAUGGCAGAGGUCAUACGGCUACCAGAUGAGGUCCGACGUGAGUGUGGUCUGCCUGUGAGGCGGUACUCAGCCAGUACCGGUCCUACGUUGACGCGGAACUCCUCACUAGCGGACAAAUUCGUCAAUUUCCUCGAUGGGGAAGUUAAUGGUGGCGGAGCGGAGCCUACUAGUGGCGAACAGCGAGAUCUAGGCCGUGAUGAGAGCAAGUCGCCGAAACAAGUGACGACAGAGAUAAGAACUGUAUAGCAUAUAUGAUGAACUAUUUAAUAAGUGUUUCUCUA
Perkinsus marinus ATCC 50983 is the source of this 1307-nucleotide messenger RNA. RefSeq lists its product as hypothetical. Lineage: Eukaryota; Perkinsozoa; Perkinsida; Perkinsidae. The record is from RefSeq and is a predicted model, not a curated record. The transcript has 12 exons. The coding region runs from base 34 to 1272 and encodes 412 amino acids. Gene Ontology annotation, molecular function: small GTPase binding. Gene Ontology annotation, cellular component: Golgi apparatus. Gene Ontology annotation, biological process: Golgi organization; endoplasmic reticulum to Golgi vesicle-mediated transport.